AUGGUGAGGGAUGAUGAGAAGAGGAUGAUGAUGAUGAUGGAGCAAGAGCAAGAAGAGGAAGCUGUGCCUGCAUGGCUAUCGAAGCUUAUGGGAGAGAGAUUCUUCGGAGAGUGUGGGGCCCACCAGAACCUCCGAAAGAACGACAAGAACGUCCUUUGCCUCCGCUGCUGCCUCUCCCUCUGCCCUCACUGCCUCCCUCUCCACCCACACCACCACCCUCUCCUCCAGGUGAGAAGGUAUGUCUACCAUGACGUGGUUCGAUUGGGUGAUCUUGAAAAGCUAAUUGAUUGCUCCAAUAUUCAGCCAUACACGAUUAAUGGGGCGAAAGUGAUAUUCUUGAAUGAGAGGGCACAGUCAAGGUCAUCAUGCAGAGGUGGCACUGGCAACUCUUGCUGCUCUUGUGACAGGAUUCUUCAGGACCCCUUCCACUUCUGUUCUCUCUCAUGCAAGGUUGAUCACAUGGUGUAUGAGGGUGAAAGGUUGUCGAGCAUUUUGCAUCGAUUCGAUGAAUCAGAUUUCUCGUUUUCGCAGUUCGAGGGUCUGAGAGUGGAUAGUAGUUCGGAGCUAGUUGAUGAAGAUAAUACCCAAUUUGCCCCCAAUGGCUCUUGCUCCAACACAGAUGCCACAGCCAGUAAUUCCACCAAGUCCAAGUCCAAUGGCUUCUUCCAUUCUCUCGGUAGCAGGCGAAAAGGUGCUCCUCAUCGGGCUCCUUUCUGCUAGCUACUAC
Molecule: messenger RNA, 727 nt
Organism: Arachis stenosperma
Lineage: Eukaryota; Viridiplantae; Streptophyta; Magnoliopsida; Fabales; Fabaceae
Product: protein RGF1 INDUCIBLE TRANSCRIPTION FACTOR 1-like
Exons: 5
Coding region: 1-720 (239 amino acids)
Source: RefSeq, a predicted model, not a curated record